GUAUGAACGAGGUGCGAUUUGGUCGACCCGGGCAGUUGAUUGCCAUCGACAUCGUCUACAAUGUACCUUUCAGACACCGAAAAGAGGGCACUUGGCCAGGAUGAUAGUCUAUCGCAGACGACCCACCCUACGCCUACUUCCGUGGCGAACGAAGCCCACGCGGCAAGCUUUCCCGACACGCUUUCUGCUAUUGCAGUGGUGGGUAUGGCGAUGAGGCUUCCUGGGGAUGUUCGCACAGCAGAGUCGUUCUGGGAAUUUAUCAUGAAUAAACGCGACGCUCGUGGCGAGGUACCUCGGACUCGAUAUGACAUAAACGGUUUCUAUGAUCCAACGCGGCCUCAUGUCAGCAAAACCCGACAUGGGUACUUCCUAACGGAAGACCCAGCCCUGUUUGACGCUCCUUUCUUCUCUUUAACUCCUAAGGAGGCUUCCCGAAUGGAUCCUCAGCAGCGGUUGCUGUUCGAGGUGGUUUGGGAAUGUCUAGAAAAUGCUGGAGAAACCGACUGGGAAGGAAAGGAUGUCGGCUGCUUUGUUGGUACUUUUGGUGAGGAUUGGCUUGGCCUUGCAUCCAAGGACCACCAACAUACCAAUCGCUACCAUGUUCUCGGGACCGGAGCCUUCGCGUUGGCGAAUCAUACCUCAUACUACUUUGACUUUUGUGGGCCCAGGCAAACGGGGUGUUCUUCUUCGCUCGUUGCAAUUCACGAAGCCUGUCAGGCAUUACAUACUGGAUCCUGCAAUGCAGCCAUUGUGGCGGGCACCAGUCUAAUACUGGCUCCCACCACAACAACCACCAUGUCUGAUAGCAUGGUGCUAUCAGCCAGUGGGACCUGUCGCACAUUUGAUGCCGAUGCUGAUGGCUAUGGCCGGGGAGAGGGCAUCAAUGUUUUAUACAUGAAGCGAUUGGGUGACGCAUUGCGCUGUAAAGAUAGAAUUCGAGCACUCAUCCGCUCAACAUCUUCCAAUUGUGAUGGUAGAUCGGGUCUGAUAACCACCCCUUCCCCAGGCUCUCAAGAACGCCUCAUUCGCAGUGCCUACCAUCGAGCAGGCAUCGCAGACAUCACGAGCACGGGGUACUUUGAGUGUCAUGGGACCGGAACUAUGGCAGGAGAUACAGCGGAGCUGUCAGCCUUAUGUAAGGUUCUGGAAGGCAAAGGAGCCAUAGUUGGGGCUGUCAAACCUAAUUUUGGUCACUCGGAGGGCGCUUCUGGGAUCACCAGUGUGAUCAAGGCGAUCUUAUCUCUGGAACAUCGCACCAUUCCGCCAAAUCUGCAUUUUGUCAGCCCGAAUCCCAACAUUGAUUUUCAAAAGCAGGGCAUUCAAGUUCCCGUCGAGGCGGUUGAGUGGCCUCGUGACCGACACCUUCGUGCCAGUGUCAACGGAUUUGGGGUUGGGGGCGCCAACGCACAUAUCAUCCUGGAAUCAGCAGACAAGCCUAUAAAAGUCAAUCUUCCGCAGCCUAAUCCCGGCGAGAACGACUCUUCCCAUUUAUUGAUCGUUUCUGCUCAUGACCGAGACAGUUUGCAGAAGCGCAUUGAGCAGAUAGUCUUCUACCUGGAUUUACACCCCCGCCGCAUCACCGACCUUGCCUAUACACUAGGCCUCCGACGCAAGCAUUUGGCCCAUCGAGCCUUUGCCGUAAUUCAACCAGACCGCCCAGUAGAAAAGUCCGAUUUUGUUUCUUUGCACUCUACAACUUCUUCCCGUAUCGCUUUCGUCCUAACCGGACAGGGAGCCCACUGGCUUGGUAUGGGAAGAGACCUACUACGGAAAUAUCCUACCUUCCGACAGGACAUAAAGUAUCUAGAUGAAGUGCUUAGAAAAUUCUCUAAUCGGCCACCUGAUUGGUGCUUGGAAGGUACACCAGAUCUAUUUGAGACCUACGACCCUGACCAAAUGAGCAAACCGGACAUAAGUCAGCCUCUGUGCACGGCAUUGCAGAUUGGUCUGAUCAAUCUUCUUUCAUCCUGGAGCAUCAGACCCACGGUGGUGGUUGGGCACUCCAGUGGCGAGAUUGCGGCUGCAUAUGCGGCAGGGGCAGUCCCUGCAUCUUCGGCUAUCUUACUGGCGUAUCUGCGCGGUCAAGCUGUUCUCACGGUGCCCCAAGACGAAAGAGGUGAGAUGGCUGCUGUAGGUAUGGGUCGAGACCAAGUGAGGCCAUAUCUCAUAGAAGGGGUGGAGAUUGCCUGUGAUAACAGUCCGCAGAGCGUGACGGUAGCAGGACCGUCCGCGAAAAUUGACCAAUUUGCAGCAACCCUUCGCGAAAUCGCGCCGGACACAUUCUGUCGCCGUCUUCGUCUUAAUGUUGCUUAUCACUCAGCCACCAUCAAAAGAGUCGGCCAUGAAUAUGAAAAAUCUGUGGCUCGCUGUCUGGAGCUCAAUGCCCAAAUGCUUCCCAUGUUUUCCACCCUUACCAAAGAGGUGAUUUGCAAACCUAGCACACUUGAUGCAGCCUACUGGCGCGCCAAUCUGGAGUCUCCUGUUCAGUUCCACGGCGCUGUGAAAAAUAUGCUUGAUGCAAGUAAUGCCGAUCUAAUUCUCGUCGAAGUCGGUCCCCAUGCUGCCCUUUCCGGCCCCCUCAAGCAGAUUUUCCAGAACCACAAAGCCAAGUAUAGCCCAUCGUACAUUCCCACACUCAUUCGAGAUGACACAGACUGUCAAGAACGUCUUUUAUCGGUGGUUGGCGGCGUCUUCAGUCGCGGCGGGGCGGCUUCCUUGUGCAAGGUCAUCACGCCGGGCCAGGUUCUACCGGAUCUCGCCCCUUAUCCCUGGCAGCAUGGUGUGCGGCAUUGGAGCGAAAGUCGUCUGGCACGAGACUGGCGACUCUGUGCCACAUACCACGAGCUACUAGGCUACCGAUGUACUGAAGCUACUGACACCACUCCAACCUGGAGAAACGUGCUUCAUCUUGAUGCCGUACCAUGGUUGGCGGAGCACGUCAUCCAGGGACAAGUAGUUUUCCCGGGCGCAGGAUACAUUGCAAUGGUCGGAGAGGCGGUCCGGCAGCUAUCCUUUGAGUCUUCUGUUCCAUAUUCUUUGCGGGACGUGAUUUUCCGCGCUCCCUUGGUCCUGGAGGACUCCCUUGAUGGGGUGGAAAUCAUCACCAGCUUACGGCCAGAGCGACUUAACGACCUUCAGGAUUCGGACUGGCAUAUAUUUGCCAUCAGUUCCUAUGACGGGAAUUCAUGGACCAAGCACUGUACGGGGCUUGUUCGUCACCAUCUCAAGGAAGCUGGUCUUCCUGGGGAUAUGGCAAGAUCGAUAACUCCUCUCAUCCGCCAUGCCUCGUCUUCGAAGUGGUACCAGACAAUGGCAAAGUAUGGACUGACUUAUGGUGCUUCAUUCCGUGGGCUUCGAGAGAUCACCGCCGAUGCAUGCGGAGGCCGAGCGGUGGCCACGGUCUCGAGCAUGAUCCAGCCCGGUAGGAGUCAGUACGAAUUACAUCCCACCGUGAUGGAUCAGUGUUUGCAGCUCAUAGGAGUUGCUGCCACUUCUGGCUUAGCGCACAGAGUAGACAGAUGCUGCAUUCCCGCGUCGGUGGAAAAUGUUUUCGUCAGCAAUGGAGCAAACAGCCUCCUUGCAGAGGUUUGCAUUACGGGCAAAUCCAGCCAUCUAACGGCAAAUGUAACCGCCAUAGACCACGGACGAAUAGUUAUGUCAGUCACGGGAGUGGUACUUGUUGCCCUUGAUGACAAUGAAGAUCGGCAUUCAACUCGUGUUCCCCUCAUUUCUCAUUUGAAUUGGCAGCCUCAUCUCGAUUUCAAGCCACCAUACAGCCUUUUUUCUUCCCCGAAAUCUACAACAGUUUCAGUUGAUUCUGUCAGAAAAUGCGAGCAGCAUGGGCUACUAUGCCUUUUAGAGACAGCAGAAGAGAUUCGAGAGAUUAACCCCCGCGACAAGCACUUACAAAAAUGGAAGAACUGGGUUCAAACUCAGGCAGCCAAAGCCCGUCGGGGUCAGGAUCAGCUUUUGUUCAACUCGACUAGCUGGGCGCACAUGGCCUCAUCUGAGAGGCGACAGUUAAUCCAGCUCCUUAAAGCUGAAUUAGAAGGCCGUGAGCUUUGUUCACCCGUCGCAGACUGUGUCAAGAUCAUCUGGCAGAAUUGCCUCGAGAUCUUUGACGGAAGUGUCUCACCGAUCAAUCUUCUUAUGGAGGAUGAUCGUCUUCGCCGACUUUAUGACCAAGAAAUGCACCUGAGUGACUGGUCUACCUUUCUUACACUACUCUGUCAUUCAAACCCCAACAUACGCAUUCUCGAGGUGGGUGCUGGGACCGGAAGCGCAACAGAGAGAGCUUUAUCCUCGUUAAAUCGGAGUGGUUUGCCCAUGUAUAAAAGGUACACCUUUACCGACAUAUCCUCGGGUUUCAUGUCUUUAGCGCAGGAGCGCUUUCAUGAACGUCAAAAUAUGGAAUACAAGGUUCUUGAUAUAAGCCUUUGUCCAUCAUACCAAGGAUUCAGUUCCGGGGAUUAUGAUCUUGUUAUUGCAUCCAACGUUAUCCAUGCCACGCCAUCACUCAAGGCAACUUUGGAAAAUAUACGUCAGCUUCUGGCGCCAGGAGGCCGGCUACUGCUUCAUGAACUUCAUCCAAAUAUUUCAAGUAUCGACUUUAUUAUGGGAACUUUACCCGGCUGGUGGCUCGGGGAACAGGACGGGCGAGCCGAAGCACCCUACGUGAGUCCAGAGAGGUGGGAUAAAGAAUUGCGCUCCGCGGGGUUCGUCGGCGUGGAGGCACUGGCGAAUGAUGUCGAGCCCCCAUUCCAAUUCUGCUCCACGAUGAUUUCGCGCGUAUCGCGGGAAGUCAGUGAAGACAGUGUCAGCUUUGGUGAGAGAAGCAUUAUACUUGUCUGUCCCGAGCCGGGACAUGAAUGGGUCCAGGCCUUCCGAGCAGAGCUGGUUUCAUUGGACUACAAGGUGGAUGUAAUUCCGCUGGAUGAUCCCUUCUAUCCCGGGGAGUCCUGUGUUAUCUUCCUGCUCGAUCUAGUUGUUCCUUUCUUGCAUGCAAUGAGCGCCAGGGAAUUCGAGACUUUGAAGACACGUAUCUUGGCUGCUGGGAGAUGCCGUAUCUUCUGGGUGACCGCGCUUUGUCAGCUAGCCUGUAUCAACCCCAACUACGGACUGGCUUUGGGAUUUGCGCGAACUUUGAGGAAAGAGGUGGAAGGUCACUUCUAUUCGGUGGAAGUGGAGCAUUUCAACCUCGAAGCAGCCAAGCACUUUGCGGCUAUCAUCCAAACGGUCUACAGCUCGGAAUAUCAGCAACAGCAAGAACCCGAUUUUGAGUUUGCCAUUUGCGAGGGCUCAGUCCAUGUUCCGAGAGUGUGGUGGGGACGCAACAGCGACACUAACGACGAUAAUGACCAUGCAGAGAUCAUCGCCUCGCCAGACCAGGGAAAGAACUUGACCAUCAAUACCCUAGGCCUCUUGAAUACUUUAACAUGGCACAACACUGAUGUCGACACACUGGGGGCCACGCAGGUCGAAAUCGAGAUGCAGUACAUUGGACUCAACUUCAGGGUAUGUCUCCUGACCUCUCUCGACCUCAUGGUUUGUAUGGGGGUCGUGGGCACCAAAGAUGAGCUAGGGCUAGAAGGUAGUGGGCUGGUGCGGCAGGUGGGCAGCCAAGUCACAAAUUUUCAAGUGGGCGAUGAAGUUGUUGUAGUAGGCAUUGGACUUAUGGGUACUCGAGUAAUAGCCGAGGAGCGAUGGUGCAUGAAGCUGCCGCGAGGGAUGGAGAUGGAGGAAGCCGCGGCCAUGCUGUCAGUGUACGGAACGGUCAUAUACUCCCUGAUUCAUGUCGGAAAUCUGAAGCAGGGCCAGUCUGUACUGAUCCACUCCGCUUGCGGUGGAGUGGGACUCGCAGCGAUCCAGGUCUGUAAGAUAAUCGGAGCUGAGAUAUACGCCACUGUCGGCAAUCAAGAGAAAGUUGACUUCCUUAUCAAUAACUAUGGCAUUCCUCGCGCGAGGAUCUUCGACUCCAGAAGUGACACGUUUCAUGCAUCCCUGAUGGAGGCGACUAAUGGACUUGGAGCUGAUCUAGUAUUGAACUCACUGGCUGGGCCCUUGUUACAUGCCUCUUGGGAUUGUGUGGCACCUUUUGGCAAGAUGAUCGAACUUGGGAAACGGGAUAUAUUGACAAAUGGCCAGCUGGGAAUGCGGGGAUUUAGGGAUAACCGUACGUUCUGCGGCGUGGAUUUGUCUCAGGCAAUGGACUUGGAUACGACUUUGCUUCAGCGUCUGGCAACAACCUUGAAAACUUGGUUCGAGGAAGGCAAAGUAUCCCCAAUCCAACCUCGCACCGUCUUUGACGGGUAUCAAGCAGCAGAUGCGUUCCGUUUCCUUCAGAAGGGGACCCACAUUGGCAAGAUUCUCCUCCGCAUUCCUGAGGACAAAGCUGCGCUGCCUACUGAGGCCUCGAAACACUCGAUAACCUUUCAGCGGGAUGCAUCGUAUCUCUUGGUAGGUGGGCUCGGGGGCUUGGGUCGUAUCGUUUCGACCUGGAUGGUGGAACAAGGGGCACGGAGUCUCAUCUUCCUUUCUCGGUCAGUGCAAUCUCCAAGCAAUCAAACCUUUGCCGCAGAGCUCCAGGCUAUGGGCUGCGUCGUGGAAUGCAUCUCCGGGGACGUUCUAGAGCCCGACGACAUCACGACAGCCAUGAAAAGUUGCCCUAUGCCCUUGAAGGGCGUGAUACAAAUGGCAGGGUGUUUACGAGAUUGUGCGAUUGCAAAGAUGUCGUUCGAGGAUUGGCAGGCUGCGGUGGCACCAAAGGUCACCGGCACCUGGAACCUGCAUCACGCAACGUCAAAGGAGAGUCUUGACUUCUUCGUGGCCUUUGGCUCCGGCGUGGGUAUCUGUGGAAAUGCUGGGCAAGCCAACUAUGCCGCGGCCAAUACGUUUCUCGACGCGUUUACUCAAUAUCGACGCCAGCAGGGCCUUCCGUCUUCCGUCCUGGAUCUCGGCGCUGUGGACGGAAUCGGGCUCAUCAAUCAGUCGCCCACCAGCAUGCAAGCCAUGCACACAGCGGGAAUCUGGUUAUUAGACGAGGGGCAAGUUCUUGAGAGUUUCCAGCAAGCGAUCCUGGAAUCGCAUUCCCCUGCUGAUUCAACGACUACCGCCGGUGGUUGCGUGGCGCGAACGAGUGCCCCCGUUAUCACCGGUCUGGGGAAUAGCAGGUCCCGGGCAGACGCGAACGUGCGGACGUUGUGGUCCCCCGAGGCGAUGUUCUCCAUCUACUCGCACGUGGAACAACGGGGUUCGAAUCAGGGAGGCAAUAUAGCCGGGAGCAACAUCCUCCGGGAUAUGUUGCUCCGGGCCGAGAAGGAUCCAUCGCUCCUGAAUCACGUUGAGACCCAAGACCUGAUCACUGCGGAACUCUUCAAGUUGGCCGAUGCGUACUGGGCCGAGGCUCAGGGCAUGGACGCGACGCAACGACUGGGGAUGGUGAUUGAUUCGCUUGUCGCGAUGGAGAUGAGGAGCUGGAUGCGGCGCAAUUUGAAUCUCGACGUCACCUUGCCGCAGAUCUCCAAGGCAAAGACCGUUGGCGGUUUGAUUGACCUGGCCUUGAACCAACUUCAGGCGAAAUUUGCGCCCGGCGCUGGUGCAAAGGAAGAGUAGGUAGUUAGUUGACACACUCCUUUUUCUGGGGAUAGAAGAAGCAAUUGUUGGUAGGAGGGAAGCAAGGUGGAUCAAACUGACAUGGUGGAUUUAUCAAUAGCUU
Messenger RNA from Aspergillus aculeatinus CBS 121060, 7714 nucleotides. Its product is annotated as putative polyketide synthase. The transcript has 12 exons. Gene Ontology annotation, molecular function: oxidoreductase activity; fatty acid synthase activity. Bases 61 to 7611 code for a protein of 2516 amino acids. The record is from RefSeq and is a predicted model, not a curated record. Gene Ontology annotation, biological process: secondary metabolite biosynthetic process; fatty acid biosynthetic process. Lineage: Eukaryota; Fungi; Ascomycota; Eurotiomycetes; Eurotiales; Aspergillaceae.